AUGAUAUCAGGAGCUCCUGCUUCUGGUAAAGGUACUCAAUGCGAGCUCAUCACUCAGAAAUAUGGUUUGGUGCAUAUCUCUGCGGGAGACUUAUUGAGAGCUGAAAUCAGUUCUGGGAGUGAGAAUGGAAAGCUGGCAAAAGAAUAUAUGGAGAAAGGACAACUGGUCCCUGAUGAAAUAGUUGUAAUGAUGGUUAAAGAUCGUUUAUCACAGACGGACUCACAGCAAAACGGAUGGCUUUUAGAUGGUUAUCCUAGAAGCUCAUCGCAGGCAACAGCUCUUAAGGGGUUUGGAUUCCAGCCUGAUCUGUUCAUUGUCCUCGAAGUUCCUGAAGAUAUUCUAAUCGAAAGAGUUGUGGGGCGGAGAUUGGAUCCUGUCACGGGAAAGAUCUACCACUUGAAGUAUUCUCCUCCGGAGACAGAAGAGAUCGCUGCUAGACUCACCCAACGUUUUGAUGAUACUGAAGAGAAGGCAAGUUGA
Eruca vesicaria subsp. sativa (arugula) is the source of this 480-nucleotide messenger RNA. The record is from the annotation of a GenBank genome assembly. Lineage: Eukaryota; Viridiplantae; Streptophyta; Magnoliopsida; Brassicales; Brassicaceae.